CUGGAAACCUAAAGAAAUCAGCCAGCCGCAGCCGGAGAAAUAUGGCGAGCAGUUCGUCUUCUUCUGCCCGCGAAUCAGAACUUCAGAAGGAAGUGAAACGGCAUGAUGUUACGCUAGAUGAACUGAGCUGUCUCUCUUCUUCUCGGAGUGUCUAUCAGAAAAACGGAAACCUCUUCUUCCUCACAACUGCCAAGAAAGUGAAAAUCGAUGCCGAGAAACAACUAGACCACGCUAAAUCUGAACUCGCUAAGAUUCGUUUGCAGACACGAUCAACACGGUGACUUCUCGAUACAAAGCCUUGCCUCUUUCUUUUUCUUAUUCUUGUGUAUUGUAACUAUUGCGUCAACUGAUUGAUGUUAUUCUCAGAUGAUUGAUGCUAAUAUCAACUUUCACUAUAGUUUUCUUUCGAGGGUUAUUAUAUAUUAUGGCUCGUAAAUCAGGAUUAAUUGCAAUUUAA
Eruca vesicaria subsp. sativa (arugula) is the source of this 457-nucleotide messenger RNA. NCBI's taxonomy places the organism in Eukaryota, Viridiplantae, Streptophyta, Magnoliopsida, Brassicales, Brassicaceae. The record is from the annotation of a GenBank genome assembly.